GCAAAGGGGGUGUGGCAGGAGCAGUCUCGCCACGCCCCCUGCCCCCGCCUGCAUCCAAGAGCGGGUCCCUGCGCCCACUCACUGGUCUCUUUAGGCUGCGGGCCGGAGCGCUCAGGUUGCGCAGAUUCGAGCGGCGGCGGCGGCUUAGCGCCCUCGCACCGCCCUGCGCCCCUCCCGCCGGCGCCGCCGCCGCCCAGCUGUCGGAGGUGCUCUGCUCGCGCGCCCAGGGCAUGCUCCGCGCUCCUGCGCCCGGCCUCGGCGGCGGCAAGGGACGCCAUCCGCCCGCGGAGACAUGAGGCUCAGCCCGUGGGCUGCCCUGGCCUUGGGGCUGCUGUUCCUCAGCCUCGCCCAGGCCAACUUCGCGCCCCACUUCUUCGACAACGGGGUCGGCAGCACCAAUGGAAACAUGGCCCUGUUCAGCCUCCCAGAGGACACCCCUGUAGGCUCUCACGUGUACACCCUGAAUGGGACAGACCCUGAGGGAGACCCGGUGUCCUACCACAUCAGCUUUGACCCCAGCGCCAGGAGCGUCUUUUCUGUAGACCCCGCUUUUGGAAACAUCACUCUGGUGGAAGAACUGGACAGAGAGAGGGAGGAUGAGAUUGAAGCCAUCAUCAGCAUUUCGGACGGACUGAAUCUGGUGGCAGAAAAAGUCACGGUCCUGGUGACGGAUGCCAACGACGAGGCACCCCAGUUCAUCCAGGAGCCUUACGUUGUCUUGGUCCCCGAGGACACACCUGCUGGGAGCAGCAUCUUUAAGGUCCGUGCAGUGGACAAGGACACAGGCUCUGGAGGGAGUGUCACCUACUUCCUGCAGAAUCUGCAUCCCAGCAAAUUUGCUGUGGACCGCCACAGCGGUGUGCUGCGCCUGCAGGCUGGGGCCACCCUGGACUACGAGAAGUCCCGGACCCAUUUCAUCACCGUGGUCGCCAAGGAUGGUGGGGGCAGGCUCCGUGGGGCUGACGUGGUGUUCUCAGCCACGGCCACGGUCACGGUCAACGUGGAGGAUGUUCAGGACACGGCCCCUGUCUUCGUGGGCACACCCUACUAUGGCUACGUGUAUGAGGACACCCUCCCGGGCUCCGAGGUGCUGACAGUGGUGGCCAUGGACGGCGAUCGGGGCAAUCCCAACCGUGUCCUCUAUAGCCUCGUGAACGGAAGCGAGGGAGCCUUUGAAAUUAAUGAGACAUCCGGAGCCAUCUUCCUCACACAGAGCCCUGCCCAGCUGCAGAGAGAAAUGUAUGAGCUGCACGUGCAGGUCACUGAGAUCAGCUCUGCAGGGAGCCCAGCUGCCCAGGCCAUGGUCCCCGUCACCAUCAGGAUCGUGGACCUCAACAACCACCCACCGACAUUCUAUGGAGAGAGCGGGCCCCAGAACAGGUUUGAGCUGUCCAUGUAUGAGCACCCGCCCCAGGGGGAGAUCCUGCGGGGCCUCAAGAUCACCGUCAACGACUCCGACCAGGGAGCCAAUGCCAAGUUCAACUUGCGGCUGGUGGGCCCAGGAGGCAUCUUCCGAGUGGUGCCACAGACGGUCCUGAAUGAAGCCCAGGUGACCAUCAUCGUGGAGAACUCAGCUGCCAUUGACUUUGAGAAGUACAAAGUAUUAGCCUUCAAGCUCCUGGCCGUGGAAGUGAACACCCCAGAGAAGUUCAGCUCCACAGCAGAUGUUGUGAUCCAGCUCCAGGACACCAACGACAAUGACCCCAAGUUCACCUCCCACUACUACAUUGCCAGGAUCCCCGAGAAUGCCCCAGGGAGCACCAACGUGGUGGCUGUCACAGCAGUGGAUCCAGACACAGGACCCUGGGGUGAAGUCAAAUACUCCAUCUAUGGGACUGAGGCAGACCUGUUCCUGAUCCACUCAUCCACUGGGCUUAUCUACACCCAGCCCUGGGCCAGCCUGGACGCCGAGGCCACUUCCAGGUACAACUUCUAUGUGAAGGCCGAGGACAUGGAGGGAAGGUACAGUCUGGCCGAGGUGUGUGUCACCGUGCUGGACGUCAAUGACCACUACCCCCAGUUUGGAAAGAGCAUCCAGGAGAAGACAAUGGUGCUGGGGACCCCCGUGAGGAUUGAGGCCAUAGACCAGGACGCAGAAGAACCUAACAACCUGGUGGACUACUCCAUCACCCAUGCCGAGCCGGCCAAUGUAUUCGACAUUGAUGCACACACAGGGGAGAUCCGGCUCAAGAACUCCAUCAGCUCCUUGGAUGUCCUGCACAACAUCACUCCCAGUGGGGAGGACUGUACGUGGUCCCUGGAGGUGCAGGCCAAGGACCGCGGCUCACCAUCCUUCAGCACCACGGCCUUGCUCAAGAUUGACAUCACAGACACGGAGACGCUGUCCCGAGAUCCCAUGGCUGCCUUCCUGAUACAGACCAAGGACAACCCCAUGAAGGCUGUGGGUGUGCUGGCCGGCAUCAUGGCCAUCGUCGUGGCCAUCACCAUCCUCAUCUCCACCGCCACCUUCUGGCGCAACAAGAAAUCCAACAAGGUCUUGCCUGUGCGGCGUGUGAUCCGCAAGCGGCCCAGCCCUGCGCCCCACGCCGUCCGUGUCGAGUGGCUGAAGUCCAGGAAGGCCAAAGCCGCAACCAAGUUCAUGCUCAAGGAGGAUCCUCCCAAUGAGAGCGACGACAGCCACGGCCCAGUUAGCUCACUGCCCCCUCGAGCUCCAGCUCUGCCUCCGCCUCCCAGUGUGGCACCCGACACAGGUGCAGCCCACUGGACAGUGCCUACAGUCUCUGGAUCCCUGGUCCCCCAGCAACCUCAACAAUCACCGCCAGAACCCAGGGCCUCGGGGAGCCCCAUCCGGUCAACUCUGGUCUCUGAGCUCAAGCAAAAGUUUGAGAAGAAGAGUAGGGACAACAAGGCUUACUUCUAGACUCUGUCUUGAAGUCUCCUCUCCACCCCAACUCUGUCCACUCUGCUACCCUCACUGUGUCCUCACAUCCUGCUCCAGAAA
Molecule: messenger RNA, 2962 nt
Organism: Oryctolagus cuniculus (rabbit)
Lineage: Eukaryota; Metazoa; Chordata; Mammalia; Lagomorpha; Leporidae
Gene: CDHR1
Product: cadherin related family member 1
Biological process (GO): cell migration; homophilic cell-cell adhesion; multicellular organism development
Cellular component (GO): plasma membrane; catenin complex
Molecular function (GO): cadherin binding; beta-catenin binding; calcium ion binding
Source: RefSeq, a predicted model, not a curated record